Nerophis ophidion (straightnose pipefish) is the source of this 515-nucleotide messenger RNA. It is a transcript of the gene lamtor5, whose product is annotated as late endosomal/lysosomal adaptor, MAPK and MTOR activator 5. The record is from RefSeq and is a predicted model, not a curated record. Gene Ontology annotation, cellular component: lysosome; cytoplasm; Ragulator complex. Lineage: Eukaryota; Metazoa; Chordata; Actinopteri; Syngnathiformes; Syngnathidae. Gene Ontology annotation, molecular function: guanyl-nucleotide exchange factor activity. Bases 102 to 377 code for a protein of 91 amino acids. Gene Ontology annotation, biological process: positive regulation of TORC1 signaling; cellular response to amino acid stimulus. The transcript is spliced from 4 exons.
GUAGUGACGUCACAGUCAGCUGACUCAAACCGGAAGCCCGUCAAAACAACAUAGGUUCUUAAAUUAAGCGUCAGUACUUGGUGGGUUUUGGCUGAUUUAGAAUGGAGUCGACCUUAGAGCAACACCUCGACGACACCAUGAAAAACCCAGCAGUGGUGGGUGUGCUUUGUACGGAUCAGCAAGGACACAACCUGGGCUGUAGAGGCUCCCUCUCCGAUGAACAUGGUGGUGUUGUGUCAGUUUUGGCUAAACAAGCUGCAGCUCUCACAAAAGACCCAACAGACACUCCUACUGUGUGCCUGGAGUCUGACUCAGGAACUAUUUUGGUGAGGAAUCAUGGGACUGUCACAGUUGCUGUUCACAAGAUUGCCUCCUAAAAAGACCUUGACCACCAGACCAGAGAUAUUUGUUCAAAUAAACACAUCGGACACACAAUGAGCACAUGGAAAUACCGCAGUGUCCGUCAAUAACUGUAUAAAAAAAGACAAAUAAAAAAAACUCUCAGUAAUAAUGAA